AUGGGAGCGGUGGUGAUUUCAAAUCGCCGAUGGUACCUUGGAGCGAUGAGCACAGCACGCACCGCGUUUGCUCCGUACCCUGUCACGCUGUUGCUGCUUUAUGCCGUACUCGGCAUCCUAACCGUUCGUUGCUUUGGUGGUGAAAACGAGUCCCUUAACCUGAGCGGCACCAACAAGAACGUGGCUAGUGGCAGGUGGGCCCAGUCCGUGAGCAACCGGCCGCAGCCCCGCGACUGCGCGCUCUCCGCCUGGUCCUCGUGGAGCAAGUGCGAUCCCUGUCAAAAGAAAAGGUACAGAUUUGCCCGCCUGGAACAACCUUCUCAGUUCAAUGGAGAUCCAUGCGAUUACUCUGACAAAGAAACUGAAGACUGUGUUACAAAUAAUCCUUGCAGGAGUAAAGUUAGAUGUGAAGGUUUUGUGUGUGCAGUUACAGGGAGAUGCAUUACACGGAGGCUGCUUUGUAAUGGGGAUGAUGACUGUGGGGACCAGUCAGAUGAAAAAAACUGCAAAAAAGUGUUUAAAAAAUGCGACCGGAAGAUGGAGCAAUACUGGGGAAUAGAGAAUCUGGCAAAAGGGUUAAAUAUCUUCACAAACAACUUGGAAGGAUUAGUUCUUGAUCACAGGUACUAUGCUGGGGGAUGUUCUCCCCAUUAUAUCAUGGACACAAGAUUCAGAAAGCCAUACAAUGUAGAAAGCUAUACACCAGAGACCAAAGGCAAAUUUGAAUUUACAAUGACUGAAUAUGACUCCUACGCAAAUUAUGAAAGCAGUGUCCUGAAGGCAAAAGCUUCGCAGUCUAGCUUCAGUUUUGGUAUAAAAAUACCAGGAGUGUUUGAACUUGGUUACAAUUCAAACGACAACAGGUUCAAGAAGUUCAUUCAAAGGAUGAAAAGAUUUUCUUCAACUUCCAGCAAAUUCAUUCAUGCCCGUUCUGAGCUGGCUGUUGCCGUUUAUAAGCUGAAGCCCCGAGCCCUGAUGCUGCAUUACGAGUUCCUGCAGAGACUCCAUCAGCUCCCGUCAGAGUACAGCUACGGGGAGUACAGGGAGCUCUACAGAGACUAUGGGACCCAUUACAUCACGGAGGCCACCGUCGGCGGCAUCUACGAAUAUACUUUAGUCGUGAACAGCAAUGAGCUCCGAAAGGCAG
Fulmarus glacialis (Northern fulmar) is the source of this 1147-nucleotide messenger RNA. It is a transcript of the gene C8B, whose product is annotated as complement component 8, beta polypeptide. The transcript is spliced from 7 exons. Gene Ontology annotation, molecular function: protein binding. The annotation marks the transcript as partial. The record is from RefSeq and is a predicted model, not a curated record. Gene Ontology annotation, cellular component: membrane attack complex. Gene Ontology annotation, biological process: immune response. NCBI's taxonomy places the organism in Eukaryota, Metazoa, Chordata, Aves, Procellariiformes, Procellariidae.